AUGUUAAUAGUGAAUGUCGCCUGGUAUGAUUCCAUCCUGAGCGGCUGUUCUCUCGAGCAGCGUUCGUUUAUCUCCGUCCGCCUUCUCUCCCACCUAAGUGUGUGCCGCCACCCGACAGGAGAUUCGAUGCACAUGGACGUGAGCCCCCUGAGGCCCCAGAACUAUCUUUUCGGUUGUGAACUAAAGGCUGACAAAGAUGAUCACUUUAAGGUGGAUAAUGAUGAAAAUGAGCACCAGUUAUGUUUAAGAACGGCCAGUUUAGGGGCUGGUGCAAAGGAUGAAUUGCACAUUGUUGAAGCAGAGGCAAUGAAUUACGAAGGCAGUCCAAUUAAAGUAACACUGGCGACUUUGAAAAUGUCUGCACAGCCAGCGGUUUCCCGUGGGGGCUUUGAAAUCACACCACCAGUGGUCUUAAGGCUGAAGUGUGGUUCAGGCCCAGUGCAUGUUAGUGGACAGCACUUAGCAGCUGUGGAGGAAGAUGCAGAGUCAGAAGAUGCAGAGGAGAAGGAUGCGAAACUCUUCAGUAUAUCUGGAAAGCGGUCUGCCCCUGGAGGUGGUACCAGGGUUCCACAGAAAAAAGUAAAACUUGCUGUUGAUGAAGAUGAUGAUGAUGAUGAUGGUUUUGAUGAUGAAGAAGCUGAAGAAAAAGUGCCAGUGAAAAAAGGACAAGAGUCCUUCAAAAAACAGGAAAAAACUCCUAAAACACCAAAAGGACCUAGUUCGGUCGAAGACAUUAAAGCAAAAAUGCAAGCAAGUAUAGAAAAAGGUGGUUCUCUUCCCAAAGUGGAAGCUGAGUUCAUCAAUUAUGUGAAGAAUUGCUUCUGGCUAACUGACCAAGAGGCUAUUCAAGAUCUCUGGCAGUGGAGGAAGUCUCCUUAA
Molecule: messenger RNA, 879 nt
Organism: Nomascus leucogenys (northern white-cheeked gibbon)
Lineage: Eukaryota; Metazoa; Chordata; Mammalia; Primates; Hylobatidae
Product: nucleophosmin-like
Biological process (GO): ribosomal small subunit biogenesis; chromatin remodeling; regulation of centrosome duplication
Cellular component (GO): ribonucleoprotein complex; nucleolus; centrosome
Molecular function (GO): RNA binding; histone binding; chromatin binding
Source: RefSeq, a predicted model, not a curated record